AAUGCUUGGCGACGGUGAGGAAGUCUUCGCAAAUCCACUUCAAGAAGCUUCUUCUGAUGACGUCACUUCACCCCCAGCUGCUGCUGCUGACGUGGAAGUUUCAUUAAAUGAUGAUGAUGACGUAACUACGACAACGACAAAUGAUGACACAUUUCGUACCGCCCGUUCGACACUCAAUGAUUCUCAGAAUACGACGGUGGUGCAAGAGGAAAAGAAAAAGGCUGAAAAAGAAGAAUCUUAUUCUUCUUUGGCUGAUAAUCGAAAUCACCGAACCGAGGAGAUCAAUAUUGAUAUGAAUUCAGACGAAGCGAUUUGUGUUGAUAUUUCAGAUGCACUUUCUGAACGGGAAAAGGUAAAAUACACAGUUCACACCCGUACACGUCUUCAAGAAAUGAAACCAGAAACUGCAGUUGUACGUGAACAUGAGGAAUUUCUUUGGCUUCAUGGAACACUUGAGGAUAAUGAGAAUUAUGCCGGAUUUAUUAUUCCCCCAGCACCACCGAAGCCAAAUUUCGAUUCUUCUCGUGAAAAGCUGCAAAAACUCGGUGAAGGUGAAGCUACAAUGACGAAAGAAGAAUUUCUGAAGAUGAAACACGAUUUGGAACAAGAUUAUUUGGCUCAAUUCAAGAAGACUGUCGCAAUGCAUGAAGUAUUUUUACAACGAAUUGCCGCUCAUCCUGUCUUUAAAAAUGAUCAGAAUUUCCGUAUUUUCUUGCAAUACGAGAAUGAACUCUCCGUACGUGGAAAAAACAAAAAAGAGCAAGUGGAAUCAUUUUGGAAACGUUUUACCCAAUCAGCAGAUGAAGUUUUGCUAUCUGGACAGAAAGAUGUUGAUGAAUUCUUUGAAAAAGAGAAGAAUUAUAUGGUUGAAUAUAAUAUUCAUAUUAAAGAAGCUGCUGCAAAGUCGGAAAAACUCAUUGCGGCCAGGAAAAACGUAGUCGCCUCAUUCUCAAAAAUUGGUGAUAGUUUUGAACGAAUUGCACGUGGAGAACCGAAUAAAUCAUUGGCACGUACAUUUGCACAGGGAGCCGACGCCAUGUUUAAGCUCAAGAAGGUAGAAUCCCGUUCAUCAAACGAUGAAGAGCUUAAAUUGGGCGAUACACUUCACUAUUUUGCACGUGAUACACAGGCUGCAAAGGAUCUUUUGUAUCGGAGAAUGAGAUGUUUGGCAAAUUACGAAGCAGCGAAUAAGAAUUUGGAACGAGCUCGAGCCAAAAAUCGAGAAAUUCCAAAGGCAGAAGCCGAACAAUCAGAAGCAUGCAAAAAAUUCGAAGAGAUCACUGGACUAUCGAAAAAUGAGCUAAAAGAGCUGAAAACUCGCAGAGUUCAGGCUUUUAAGAAGAAUUUGACAGAUUUGGCUGAGCUUGAGAUUAAGCAUUCAAAGGCCGAAAUCUCGUUGCUCCGUGAUGUUGUGGAACGGCUCAAGAGUUCUCAAUAAUUUGCUCGUUUUAAAUUAUUUUAAGAUUUUUUUUUUUCAAAUUUUUAGGGUUCAAAUGGUGCCGUUUUUCAUGUAAAUGUACAUAUAUUUAUAGCCCCCGUAAUUUAUUGUUUUUUUAUCGAUUUUUAGGCUUCAUACCCCCCAGUUUUCAUAGGUUUUUGAGCUCAAAAGUGGAUUUUUCGCUUGAAAAUCCAAUUUUCCGGAUUUUUCAGCUCAAAAAUUCAACUUUUUAGCCCAAAAAUUGCAUUUUUGGCUCCAAAAUUUCAUUUUCAGAGCUCAGAAAUCGAUUUUCCCUACUCAAAAAGCUGAUUUUAAGCCAGAAAUUUGAAUUUUGAGUUUAAAAAAUCGGUUUUCACUUAAAAAUUGAAUUUUUAGCCCUAAAUUUGGUUUCUCGCUGCUAAAAAAAUCGAAUUUUACUAUAUUAUUUGCCGAAAAACUCGUAUUUUUGCCCCCUGUUUCUCCCAGUUUUCCACCCCAAAUUGUGAUAAUUUAUUGCGUUUUUCCCCCUAAAAAUCCAUAUUUUCACCUUAAAAUUGCUCUUUUUGAGCUGAAAACCUCAUUUUCAGCACAAAAUUGUUUAAAAUUGCAUAUUUUGCCCCCAAUUUGUGACAAAUUUAUUGAUUUUUUUCCCCAAUUUUUCCGCUGUUGGAAUAGAAUUUCCCUGCCUUCUCAUCUAAAUUUAUAAUUUGUUCACUGAAAAAGUGGCAUUUUUAAGGCGAUUAAAUCAAUUCUAUAUUGUAUUUAUUUAUUUCUGUGUGUGUGUUUUCAGACGAAAAGAGCGGUUUCCAAUGUGUACCGGCUGAAAAUAUCUUUGAUUUUUUUAUGAUUUUUUUCCUGCUCCUGAAAAUUUGAAAUUUGGAGCUUUUUUCCAUGUAAAAUUUCGCUGGAAAUUACUGGUAGAAAUUCCCCCUAAAAAUGAAGAAAAUCGAUCGAAAGUCUUCAAAAUGAAGUAUUUUUACAAAAAAAAAAAACAGCGAAAAGCUGGAUUUUUUUUGGUAAAUAAACUAUUUAGAA
Molecule: messenger RNA, 2452 nt
Organism: Caenorhabditis elegans
Lineage: Eukaryota; Metazoa; Nematoda; Chromadorea; Rhabditida; Rhabditidae
Gene: snx-6
Product: PX domain-containing protein
Exons: 10
Coding region: 2-1438 (478 amino acids)
Cellular component (GO): endomembrane system; early endosome
Molecular function (GO): phosphatidylinositol binding
Source: RefSeq, marked reviewed